GCAAACGUGAAAUUUUGUAGCAAUUCGAGUGACCAAACUUGCAAUUAUCAUCAAAGCCAAACAAUGCAAAGUACAUUACAUCAUUUUCCUCAAUUACAUGUAUAUUACAAUGCAUGCAUUAAUCACAAUGCAUGCAUUUAAGUAUCACCAAAAUCAAACGAACCAUAAAAAUUCGCAAAACCUGUUUCGGAAAUAAGGCUGAUCGACAUCGUUUUAUUCGUAGUACCCGAUCUAGAAAACCCUUGCUAAUCCUUCACCAUGAGAUUUUAUCAUUACCCAUAUAAGAUUAACAUUUCAUGAUAGCGACCAGCCUGAUGAAUGUAUCUAUCAAAGUUCAACCAUCCACUUGACCACUUGUAAGAAGCGAAUUGUAAUUUGGCAUGCGCGGGGCCAAAUACGAUGGUACCAUCUCAGACAAUUCCAAAACCUGACUCAAGAACAUGCGUAAAAAUAUCAAUAUGUUUUGCAUUAUUCUCCGUGGUACUAUGUUCCUAUAUUCUUCCUCGUUCUCAAAAUUUUUUGUUUUUUUAUAUUAUAUGAUAAUUUGCUUGCUAGCUAGUCGCCAUUUGGAAGCUGGACAGAGCAGAGCAUAGUGGAGAUGGCGAGGAGGAGCUCCGAGCAGGUUGAAGGGGAGGAACAUCUUCGUCGUUAUGAUGAUGCCUUUGCUGCCGGCGGUUGGUACUGGCCGCGUCCGCAAUAUGUUUGGAAGAGCAUCUGCACGGUGUUGCUCGGCGGCCGGAUCAAGGUGCUGCUGCCGUUUGGCCCUUUGGCUAUAUUCGGAUGGGUCUUCUGCCUCACUUUAUUAGGAAUAACACCUCUGGCUGAGCGUCUUGGCUAUGCAACUGAACAGAUUGCUUACUACACGGGACCAACAGUUGGUGGUCUGUUAAACGCGACGUUUGGAAAUGCAACAGAAAUGAUGGUAUCAAUUUUCGCGCUGAAGAGCGGAAUGAUAAGCGUCAUCCAACAGUCCUUGCUGGGUUCCAUUCUGUCAAACCUGCUCAUGGUCCUUGGAUGCGCCUUCUUCGUCGGAGGCAUUGUCCAUCGUGAAAACAAGGUUCAGGUUUUCAACAAGGCAGCUGCAAUUAUGGAUUCCGCAGUGCUGCUGGUUGGAAUCAUGGUGAUCACAACGGUCCAGCUUGUAGCUCUCUCAACUGAUGAUGCAGAGUCUCAGCUCAGAGAACCAGGGCUGCCAUUGUCAAGGUUCAGCAGCUGCAUGAUGCUCCUUGUAUAUGCUGCCUACCUUUUCUUCCAGCUUAAAAGCCAUCAUAGUCUUUACAAUCCCAUCCUUCAGAAUCAGGAGGAUGUUCCAGAUGUUCCUGAAACUAGUCAGUGGGAAGCGAUUUCCUGGCUUGCAAUUUUAACCGUCUGCGUCUCUGUACUGUCUGAGCAGCUCGUUGAUGCCAUUCAGGGGGCAUCUGAAUCGUUACACUUGCCGACGAGUUUCAUCAACGUGAUCUUAGUUCCAAUAGCAGGGAACUCUGCUGCAUACGCCACCACCAUCAUGUUUGCCAUCAGAGACAAGCUGGAUAUAUCCCUCGCGGUUGCAAUUGGCUCAUCCACUCAGAUAGCCAUGUUUGCGAUCCCUUUCUAUGUGGUAGUUGGGUGGAUUGUGAAGCAGCCGAUGGACUUGAACUUUCAACUCUUCGAGACGGCUACCCUUUUCAUCAGUAUGCUGAUCACUGCAUAUUCACUGCAGGAAGGGAGAUCAAGUUACAUGAAAGGAUUGGUACUGAUACUUUGCUAUUGCGUAGUAGGGGCCGGUUUCUUUCUACAUGUCGAUCGAUGAUCACAAGUAACUAGAUACAACUAACUUUGUUCUUUUGGUUUCGCUCUGGAGGAGCAUAUAAAUCUCUAAUUAGUUGGGAGUGGACAUUAAAAUUUGUGGAAAAAAGUUUGCACAUUAUUUGGUUGGUCGUAUGUAGGAACGUGAAAUUUGUAAUGAUAUGCUACUUGUACGAAUGUAUGAAAGAAGACCAAGUCAGGAGGAGGAAGAAGAAGGAUUGCGAAGGGUUGGGUUGGAGAGAUGAUGUGGCGGGUCGGGUUUGGUGAUGUGGCGGGUUAAAACGGGUGAGUCAGCACUUCUGUUAGUCAUGUCAGCAAUUGAUUGACGGUGUUAACGAAAAUUGACGAGACUAACGGAGAGUGACUAAACGUGGACCGUUUUACUAGUUCGAGUGACCGCUAAUGGACUUAAAUAUUUGGAGUGACCAAACAUGAACGUUUUUUAUGAACUCAGUGACCAACCAUACAAUUAACCCAUUAUUAUAAGGACAAAAAGUGUUUAACGUUGGAAUGUUAAUUUCGGGGGGAGUGACCGUAUUUUCAAUUCCCGCGUAAGUGGAAAAGUGGCCCAAAUUUUCAUGGCUCAAUUACCAUGCUUUUUUAUCAUUAAUCAAUUACCAUGUAUUUUUGGUCUAUCCAAAUAAAGUAAUUUAGUCUAAUUAUCUGCAUUGUUUGAGAAUUUAGCUCAAUUUCCUCCUUAUUAUACUGCAUCCAAAUGACCCUAAAGUAUUCGUAUUCAUGUGGAGCUAGGGAUGGCAACGAGUCGGGUCGGAGACGGAUAGUGCAUAAUCGUUACUCUACCCAAAGUAGUUCGGGUUACACCCAUAUUUAUACCCACAUAAGAAUCGGGUAGAACAUCAAACCAUGUUUAUACUAGUUCGGGUUUCGGGUAUCCACGGAACACGAUUAUCUAUGUGUAAUAAUUUCUCUUUAUAACU
Molecule: messenger RNA, 2723 nt
Organism: Linum trigynum
Lineage: Eukaryota; Viridiplantae; Streptophyta; Magnoliopsida; Malpighiales; Linaceae
Source: the annotation of a GenBank genome assembly